This is a messenger RNA of Melanaphis sacchari, 1781 nucleotides long. Its product is annotated as protein quiver-like. Gene Ontology annotation, biological process: regulation of synaptic transmission, cholinergic; positive regulation of voltage-gated potassium channel activity; sleep. Bases 419 to 907 code for a protein of 162 amino acids. The record is from RefSeq and is a predicted model, not a curated record. Lineage: Eukaryota; Metazoa; Arthropoda; Insecta; Hemiptera; Aphididae. The transcript is spliced from 3 exons.
UUUAUAUUGUACGCUAUCACCGUCGCGGCGCCGUCGUCGAACACGACAUUAAUAAUAUAAUAUUAUUCGUCCGCCGGUGCACCCUGUGCCGUAGUAUACGCGCGCGCGUUUAUAAAUACACACACACAUAUACACACGUACACUCGAGCGCGCGGAAGUUUGUAAACACGAUUACAUUAUUAUUAUUGUUAUUAUUAUUAUUAUUAUUAUUAUUAUUAUUAUUAUUAUUAUUAUUAUUAUAUUAAAUACAAUAUUAUCAUAUUUCAAGUGUACAGCAAUAACAGUCGCGUACACACGCACACUAAUAUUAAUAUUUAUUUGUAUAAUCGUAUAUAAACAGCAUACACACACACACACAUACACACACACACCACGAGCAAGUGUAUUGAAUUAUAACCGAUAUUGUUCCGCCGGAAGUAUGAAUGGCGCUAAAUGCGCCGCGUGCCUAGCCGCCGUUCUGUUCGUACUUUUCGCGUUCGUCGUCAAAGGUUCAAAAUCUAUAAUAUGCUAUAAGUGCAAUUCUAAAUUUGACCCGAGGUGCGGUGAUCCAUUCAAUCCAUACACCAUCGGAUUAGUUAAUUGUAACCUAACAGACGUGCCUAGUCAUUUGAAGGGAAAAGAACCAGUUAUAUGUCGAAAGACUGUCCAAAAUAUUCACAAGAGUAUUCGGAUAGUGCGGGAUUGCGGUUACGUAGAGGAUCCUGUUCAUGAUAACCAGGAUUGCUAUAGUAGACUCGGGUCACAUGACAUUGAUGUGACCCAUUGCUCCUGUACUUCGGAUAUGUGCAACGGUUCUAGUAUGGUCGUCUCCAAUGGACCGUAUUGGUAUAGUGCGACCACCACAGCGAUGGUAUCUACUGUCGCCGUCACCAUAAUGGGGUUCUUCCUUAAUAUACACCAUUUAUAGACGAGAUUUACGAGAACAAACUCGAUCAAAGUUAAACGAGAGAUACAAUUAAUAAAAAAAAGUCAUUUUAAAUAACAAACGCUUUAUAACAUAGCCCAAACAGACUAUAUAUAUUGAAGAUGUCACUCGACGGCUGUAUUGAGAUAAUAAGUUCACAUUGUCUCUCUAAUAAUUUUUAUAAUUAUCGUGCUUAGAGUGCGGGAAAGCAUUACGAAAUCGCCAAAAAACACGGAAACAGCGCAUACACUUUUAUAGUAUAAUAGGUAUACGUAUACAUAAUACAUGUAUCCACACACUGAAUUGGUCUUUGAUUUAAUUCAUAUAAACAUAAAUUGAAUAUACAGUCUACGAGCGAUAUCUUCAUAUUUUAUUAUUAUAAGAAAAAACAAUAAAUAUAUAUUUUAUUUUAUUUCAGUCAAAAUGCGUGUUUUUUAAUAGCUCAAUUAAAUAAAAAGUUUUUCGCACCAUAACAUGUAUAAGAAUAAUAAAUUGUGAAUUUAUAUCAACUCAGAUAACUCUCAUAAUACUAUUUUAAUUAGACUUAUCUUUAUUUUUAAGAUGAAUUCAAACCGUUUAUUAAACUGUUUAUUUUCGUGUUACACAAAAAUAUCCGUUAUGGUACAUAAAUUCACUUACAACACGCGAAUUAUAUUUUUAUAUUACAUUAUUGUAGUUGUAAUGUUAGAAAAUUGUUUUGGCUAAACCGUAUUUUUAAUUAGAGAAAAGCCGAAUUGGAAACCUACAAUGAACUGUACCUACACGAUAACAAUCUUAACAUGUGCAUAUGCAAAGCCCGAUAUUAGAUUUUUACAUAAUGUUACUCAUGUUAAGCAUUUUAACUUUAAAUAAACAAUUAAAAUAAUAUAAUUUGUCA